Messenger RNA from Strongylus vulgaris, 372 nucleotides. NCBI's taxonomy places the organism in Eukaryota, Metazoa, Nematoda, Chromadorea, Rhabditida, Strongylidae. The record is from the annotation of a GenBank genome assembly.
UUUGUGCUUCUAAAGCUUGCUUCACAAGCCGCAGUAACAACAGAUUCAACAGAUACCUGUGAUGAGAAUGAAGUCUUCAUGGAGUGUGCCCCAACGUGCGAGCCGACAUGCAGGUUUCCAGAUGUGCAUUGCGACGAAAGCUGCGAAGAUAGAGUUUGUCGUUGCAAGGAAGGUUACAUCAGAAGUGAACAGGAAGGUCCCUGCAUUCCUGCCUCAGCUUGUCCUCCAAUGCCCACCGACUUUGAUGUGUAUUCCUUGAUGCCCACCUGCGACGGUGUCGUUUGUGAUGAAGGCACACAUUGCGAGAUAGUAGAUUUGGCUUGUAUAGAUGGCUAUUGUCCUCAAGAGGCCGUUUGUGUCGAUGAUUUUUGA